Orbilia oligospora ATCC 24927 is the source of this 627-nucleotide messenger RNA. RefSeq lists its product as uncharacterized. The transcript has a single exon. NCBI's taxonomy places the organism in Eukaryota, Fungi, Ascomycota, Orbiliomycetes, Orbiliales, Orbiliaceae. Bases 1 to 627 code for a protein of 208 amino acids. The record is from RefSeq and is a predicted model, not a curated record.
AUGAAAUCUACAACGGCAAGAACCCUCUUGCCCACUAUCUUCUAUAUCCUCACCCUCCUCAGAUCCUCUUCGGGAUACGUCGUCCCAGCUUUCAGCUCCGGGAUCAGCAGCACCAUCGUUCCCGAUCAAGUCCUUGCACAAGCUCAGCAGGACAGAGUCUAUACCGCUACCACAACUCUCACAAUAUCAAAUGCUAAGGGCGAAGACUCAACCCAAGAGUUCUUGUAUAAUUGCCCACGGGCAAAUACGGCCGCUACUACAUAUGCACUUACGGCAACAAUAAGCAACGGGAUCCCGCGUGAAACUGUUGUUGAGGUAUCAUGUCCUCCUACAGCAGAAGGAAAGAAAUCUGGAUUAUCACAAGGUGCUAUUGUGGGCAUCGCAGUUGGGGUCUCGAUCCCAGCCUUGGCUUGUGUAUUCUUUGUAUUUUGGAGACUGUGGAAGAGGGCUCAAGAGGACGCAGUAAUGAAGGAUAAAGCCUUCCAUCAAUCACGAGGGACUCCAACCCUGCACUCGAGGAAGAAUAAAUCGAUAUCGACAGUUAACGGAGAAAUUGACAAUUUGACAAUACCCGGGAACGCAAAAACGAGAGGCGGAGUUGUGACACAUAUUACGGCUGGGAACUAA